AAUUUUCUUGAGUUCUUCCCUCCUCAUGCGCCAAAUGCUAACGAAAGAGCUAACAGCUGAACUGCUAAACUUUAAGUAGCACAUUUGUGUUGUUAUGUUUAAAUAUAAAACCAAUCAGUUUAGAGAUUAGUGAAUUCAUGUGAUGUACCAAAAUGCGACUCCGAACAUCUUGGCUAACUCGACCUUUAAUUUACGCACGUUUUAUAAACUGUUACCUGAAGCACUCAAAGAAAACUCACAGCAUAAUUUUCGCCUAUUCUUACAGUUCACGGGGAGACAACAGACUAUCCAAGGUACCCCAAGUUCCCACGUGGGAACCCGUUUUGGAGGGCCAGCUGCCACCCCCUUCUACUGUCCCACUUGAUCUUGUGGACAAACUGGAGAGACUGGCCUUGGUUGAUUUCCGAACUAAACAGGGACUGUCCUGUUUAGAGAAAGCUAUUAGAUUUGCUGACCAGCUUCAUGUUGUAGACACAUCAGGAGUUGAGCCUAUGUAUUCUGUUCAGGAAGACAGGGUAUUAUUUUUGAGAAGUGAUGUGGUAACAGAGGGUAACUCUGCUGACAAGCUGCUUGAGCUUUCCAAAAACACAAUAGAGGAGUAUUUUGUAGCACCCCCUGGAAACAUUCCUUUACCAAAAAGAGAGGAGAGGGCUGCCAUUCUCAAAGACUCUGAAUUCUAAUUAUUUAUUUGUAACAAACUAUACAUGUGAAUAAAACUGUACAUUAGUUAA
This is a messenger RNA of Boleophthalmus pectinirostris (great blue-spotted mudskipper), 731 nucleotides long. It is a transcript of the gene gatc, whose product is annotated as glutamyl-tRNA amidotransferase subunit C. The record is from RefSeq and is a predicted model, not a curated record. Gene Ontology annotation, biological process: mitochondrial translation; regulation of translational fidelity; glutaminyl-tRNAGln biosynthesis via transamidation. NCBI's taxonomy places the organism in Eukaryota, Metazoa, Chordata, Actinopteri, Gobiiformes, Gobiidae. The transcript is spliced from 5 exons. Gene Ontology annotation, cellular component: mitochondrion; glutamyl-tRNA(Gln) amidotransferase complex. Gene Ontology annotation, molecular function: glutaminyl-tRNA synthase (glutamine-hydrolyzing) activity. Bases 153 to 680 code for a protein of 175 amino acids.